AUGUGGCAGGUGCCUUUUCUAUUUUCUCUAUUUUUCUUUCAACAAUUCCAAUGUUUUCGAAUCGGGCAUUUGGAAUAUGAGAAUUCGAAUGAGACGAAGAUUCUCGAGAUUUGUAUGAAGACUGCGGGAACCAGGAAACAACAUACCUUGAUCUCCCUUCCAUCCUGUCACAAUUUCAAUGGAUUGGAAAACGCGGCAAAUUUAAAUUACCAAUACGCAGUGGACUUACUCAUCGGAGCAGCAUGUGAUGAAGAGACGCAGACAGUUUCCAGAUUGGCAUUGAGAUGGCACAAACUGUACUUAUCAUCGGCUCCACUGAGCACCAAGGAGAAAGAGGGCACAACUAUUGCAUUAAAACCACAUAGCUUGGCUGGAACGGCAGAAGUCAUUUUGGCUGUUUGCAAAUCGAUGAAAUGGAAAGAGAUUGGCUUAAUUUAUUCCGACGAGACCAAGUACACGGCGCACGCGAUCUACGACAUGUUGGCUGAGAAGGAAGAGGAGGACAUCAAGAUUAAUGUCUUCUUGCAGACCGAUGGAACUAUGAACACGUACACGAUUUUACAUAGCGCUAGAGUUCUCAUCUCCUUCCUCUCCACUUCGGACCUCUCCAGAUUUGUCAAAACUUUGAAAGAUAAAGCAUUCCGCCCAUUGGAGUUCUCUAUUAUCCAUGUGGAUUGUUAUAAAAGUGAAACCACCGAAUUCUACACUCAUCUAGACCAGAAGGCAUCAGAGGAGACGAAUCCUAUCUCUGCAGCACGUCUUCGAAAGUUACAUCGUCAUGUGGCACUUCUCAGGAAUUCACACGAUGAUAAGGGGAAUAUGGAGGAGUUUGCAACCAAGCAUGGGAUGAUACCAUCCCACACCCUGUACAAAGCCCUAAUCUUAUGUGAUGGUCUCCAGCUUCUCAGUGACUACAAACCGCUAAGUGACAAUUUGACGAUUGUGCAACAGCAGCCAACACUUUGGGAGCAUGUGACGAAUACUGAAAUUCAUGGAUACUCGGGACCAAUGUUUAUUGGAAGUGAUGGAGUACGACUACCGUACUACGAGAUGUUCAUGUGGAGAGAUGGGAAGACACAACACGUGGCAAGUGUAAGACCCAGAGAGUCCGAGUUUUGUGAGAAGGAGAAGAUGAGCAAUGAGAGCAAGAAUUGUUAUGAAAUCACCAGAACCAUUCCAUUCGGUCAACUUCUAGACGACCUACCACCGUACUCCUCCGAUUGUGGAUACGAUAACAAUUUGUGCAGUGACUUUCACGUUUUCAUGAUUGCUGCAAUCGUAUUCUCCAUACUACUCAUCCCAAUGGCCAUUGCAUUUUAUCUACAAAGAAAGGAGCAUUUAAUUCAACAAAUGCCUUGGAGGGUUCCAUUGGAUACUAUUAAUUUUGAUGAUUCUAGAAAUGGAAGGUUGCUAUCGGUUUCUAGAAGAGUGUCGACUGUCUCGACAGCACGGGCAUCGUAUUCUUCGAUUUUUUCAGCCAAUGUUUCGGAACAUGCUCAUGUAAAUAAGCAAAAGGUAUCCAUAAAACGAUACGUUCAACGGAGACCCAUAACUUUCACUAGGCAAGAAAUGGAAAUGUUGAAUCAGCUAAAAUACAUGUCUCACACGAAUAUCAACCCUUUCACUGGAAUUUGCUUCAAUCAAGGAUCCGAAUUGAUCGUGAUGUGGCAAUUCACAGCCAGAUACUCUUUGGAGGACCUAAUUUUUGGAAAAGAACAAAAGUUUGGAAGAAACUUUCAAUCCACUUUUAUCAAGCAUAUCAUGCAUGGAAUAAACUUCAUUCAUAACAGUUCAAUCAAGGUGCAUGGCACUUUAUACCUAUCAAAUUGUGUUGUGGAUUCGUAUUGGGUUGUAAAAUUGACGGAUUUCGGGAUAAAGAAUAUUUUGAAAGAAAGAAUGCACCAUAAGGAACUGGCACCGAACUCGUCGUUUGAUAUAGACGCCAUUCAUUACAAAUACCUCCAACUAGCACCAGAGCACUUAUCCAGCCUUCUAGAGAAACACGAGGAGCCGAUGGGUACUGUAGAAGGAGACAUUUAUCAGUUAGCAAUGGUCAUAUACCAGAUUUUGUUCUACAUGAAACCAUUUGCAGAAAGACAAGAAGAUAUUAAAGCCGUAAAAAAACUAUUUUUUUUAGAACUAGCCACCCUCCUCUCCAACCAAUCAACGGCUCCACUUCAUCCGAAAGUUCCCGAAGGAAACAGUUUCACAAUGAGACUCUUGUCAAUUAUUCAACAGUGUUGGUUGUAUAAACCAGCGGCCAGACCAACUUUGAUCAAAAUUACCGAUGCAGUGAACAGAGAAUUUGGACAGGAUGUCAAAGGAACACUAAUCGAUCAAAUGAUUGAAAUGAUCGAUGAGUAUAGUGCAAAUUUGGAACAUAUUGUAGCUGAAAGAACAAGAGAACUGGAGCAAGACAUGGCAACAACAGAGAAUUUACUGUAUCAGCUAUUGCCAAAAAGCAUCGCUGAUUCGAUUCGAUCUGGAAAAUCGGUGGUCCCUGAGCAACAUUCGUCUGUGUCCCUAUUGGUGGUAGACGUCUGCCAAUUCACCAAAUUUUGUGAAGCUUUCAUUCCAGUUCAUAUCCUCGAAACCCUGCAAGAGCUCUACUCCUCAUUCGACUACAUCGUUCAAAAAAAUAAAGCAUUCAAAGUUGAAAAUGUUGGAGAUGCAUACUUGAUAUGCAGUGGAAUUCCAGAAAUGACAGCUUGUCGUCAUCUGAGAGAAGUCUCGAAGAUUUCGCUGAAAUUGCAGGAGUUCAUGAAAACGUUCACUGUCCGUCAUCGACCAUCUCAUAUUCUACAAAUCAAAAUGGGAAUCACUAGUGGUGCAGUGGCGGCUGGUAUUCUGGGAAGUAUUGCGCCAAGAUUCUGUAUAUUCGGAGAUACUGUAAAUAUGGCAUGUCGAAUGGCGAGUACUGGACUACCUGGAACUAUUCAGCUGAGUGAACUGACUGCCAAUACCAUGAUGGAGAAGUUCCCAUCGUUUAUAAUUGAAGAACGAGGAAUGAUUGAUGUGAAGGUGAGCUCUGAACAGCUUGAUUUUUUACCCGGCAAAGGAACAUGUCUCACAUUCUGGCUAACCGGAGAAAAGGACCAAAUGCGUCGCCAAUCCUCUCGUUCCAGUUGUAUAUCUCAUAGCCAGAUCAAGUUCGAAAUUGAGGAAGCCAACAAAACCAAUAAUCAGUUUUUGAAAGUUUAG
Molecule: messenger RNA, 3201 nt
Organism: Caenorhabditis briggsae
Lineage: Eukaryota; Metazoa; Nematoda; Chromadorea; Rhabditida; Rhabditidae
Gene: Cbr-gcy-25
Product: Protein CBR-GCY-25
Exons: 19
Coding region: 1-3201 (1066 amino acids)
Biological process (GO): cGMP biosynthetic process; receptor guanylyl cyclase signaling pathway; intracellular signal transduction
Molecular function (GO): guanylate cyclase activity; protein kinase activity; ATP binding
Source: RefSeq, a predicted model, not a curated record